CGCGCCCGCGCUCCCGCCGCGGGGCAGGGAGGGUGGGGAGGACGGGCAGUUCAGGGCUCCGCGCGCAACGUUCCCGGACAGCGCUCGGGCCCCCCCCUCCGCCUGGCGCCAACGCUCGUCGUCUCGGCGGGCUGCAGUCGGGUCGCGAUGCGGGGCAGCCCGGCACCCAGCUCGGCCUCCUCGUCGGCCUCAGACCUGGGCAGCAGGUCAGACCUACGGCCCAGCACGGCCGGGGACUGCGGCCUGAGCGCCAGCCUGUCGGCCUGCACGCUGCUUUCCGAGGGGGCUGUGGAGCCCAUGCAGAUUGAUGUAGACCCACAGGAGGAUCCCCAGAAUGCGCCUGAUGUCAACUAUGUGGUGGAGAACCCCACUCUGGAUCUGGAGCAGUACGCGGCCAGCUACAGUGGCCUGAUGCGCAUUGAGCGGCUGCAGUUCAUUGCUGACCACUGCCCACCACUGCGGGUAGAGGCCCUAAAGAUGGCCCUCUCCUUCGUGCAGAGGACCUUCAAUGUGGAUAUGUAUGAGGAGAUCCACCGCAAACUCUCAGAGGCCACCCGGUCUUCCCUCAGGGAGCUGCAAAACGCACCAGAUGCCAUCCCUGAGAGUGGUGUAGAGCCCCCGCCUCUUGACACAGCUUGGGUAGAGGCCACUCGGAAGAAGGCCCUGCUGAAGCUAGAGAAGCUGGAUACAGACCUGAAGAACUACAAGGGCAACUCCAUCAAGGAGAGCAUCCGGCGCGGCCAUGAUGACCUGGGUGACCACUACCUAGACUGUGGGGACCUCAGCAAUGCUCUCAAGUGUUACUCUCGGGCCAGAGACUAUUGCACUAGCGCCAAGCACGUCAUCAACAUGUGCCUCAAUGUCAUCAAGGUCAGUGUCUACUUGCAAAACUGGUCUCAUGUGCUGAGCUACGUCAGUAAGGCUGAGUCAACACCAGAGAUUGCCGAGCGCGGAGAACGGGAUAGCCAGACCCAAGCCAUCCUCACAAAGCUGAAGUGUGCUGCAGGCUUGGCUGAGCUGGCCGCACGCAAGUAUAAGCAGGCUGCCAAGUGCUUCCUGCUGGCCUCAUUUGAUCACUGCGACUUCCCUGAGCUGCUUUCCCCCAGCAAUGUGGCCAUCUAUGGUGGCCUGUGUGCUUUGGCCACCUUUGACCGGCAGGAGCUGCAGCGCAAUGUCAUCUCUAGCAGUUCCUUUAAGUUAUUCCUGGAGCUGGAGCCACAGGUCCGAGACAUCAUCUUCAAAUUCUAUGAGUCCAAGUACGCGUCGUGCCUGAAGAUGCUGGACGAGAUGAAGGACAACCUGCUCUUGGACAUGUACCUGGCUCCUCAUGUCAGGACCCUGUACACCCAGAUUCGCAACCAUGCUCUCAUCCAGUAUUUCAGCCCCUAUGUUUCGGCCGACAUGCACAAGAUGGCCACAGCCUUCAAUACCACUGUGGCGGCCCUGGAGGACGAGCUGACACAGCUCAUCCUGGAGGGACUCAUUAACGCUCGCAUCGACUCGCACAGCAAGAUCCUGUAUGCAAGGGAUGUAGAUCAGCGCAGCACCACCUUUGAGAAGUCCCUGCUGAUGGGCAAGGAGUUCCAGCGACGGGCCAAGGCCAUGAUUCUGAGGGCAGCUGUGCUGCGCAACCAGAUCCAUGUCAAGUCCCCGCCCAGAGAAGGCAGCCAGGGAGAGCUGACGCCAGCGAACAGCCAGUCCCGUAUGAGCACCAACAUGUGAGGGGUGCAUACCUCUCCCUGCCCCGCAGAAGCGGCACCCAAGCUGGCUGCCUGUUCACCUCGAGAAGAGGCUCCAUGCUGCCUGCAGCCACUGGAUGGCAGCCCCUCCACCCCCUUGCACCUUGUUCUGGGGCCUGGGGAAGUGGGUAGGGUGUCCGCUGUAGCCAUGUGGGACUGACCAUUGGGCUCUGUCUCAGACAGACUGCAGUGCCUGGCCCUGUUGGGCAGCACAGGCCCCAGAACCCCUCCUGUCUCUGUGCUGCCUUGGUUGCAGGCAGCCUGCCAGUCCAUUAAAGAGCAGACUGACUCAUGG
Chinchilla lanigera (long-tailed chinchilla) is the source of this 2034-nucleotide messenger RNA. It is a transcript of the gene Gps1, whose product is annotated as G protein pathway suppressor 1. The record is from RefSeq and is a predicted model, not a curated record. Gene Ontology annotation, cellular component: COP9 signalosome. Bases 148 to 1722 code for a protein of 524 amino acids. NCBI's taxonomy places the organism in Eukaryota, Metazoa, Chordata, Mammalia, Rodentia, Chinchillidae. The transcript has 14 exons.